Talaromyces rugulosus is the source of this 1083-nucleotide messenger RNA. RefSeq lists its product as uncharacterized. Gene Ontology annotation, molecular function: protein binding; 6-phosphogluconolactonase activity. The coding region runs from base 1 to 1083 and encodes 360 amino acids. The record is from RefSeq and is a predicted model, not a curated record. NCBI's taxonomy places the organism in Eukaryota, Fungi, Ascomycota, Eurotiomycetes, Eurotiales, Trichocomaceae. The transcript is spliced from 3 exons.
AUGCUGCACCAUCUCAUGAUCGGUACCUGGACGCCGCCCGGCAGAAUAUACACCGUCGCUUUUGACGAUGAAGCCCUUACCCUGACGCUACUCAAAAAGACCGAGAUCCCCGAAGACGAGCCCAUCUCGUGGAUGACCUUUGACCAUGCCAAGAAAAACAUAUACGGCGCUGCCAUGAAAAAGUGGUCCAGCUUCGCCGUGCGCAGUCCGACCGAUAUUGUCCAUGAAGCCUCGCAUCCGAUGGGAGGAGACCCCCUCGCAUCAUCCUCCGAAACAAACACGCGAGCCAUCUUCGUGCUGGCCGCCAAGAAACCGCCAUAUAACGUCUACGGCAACCCCUUCUACAAACACGCGGGAUUCGGCAACGUCUUUUCCGUCAACAAGACCGGCAAACUUGAUCGCAAUGUCCAAAAUUUUGAGAUUGACCCUCACUCGGGCAUCCACGGCAGUGUGUUUGACCCGACCGAGACAUAUUUAUAUUCGGCCGACAUGGGCGCAAACAAGAUCUGGACGCAUAAGAAGGACCCGGAGACUGGGGAGCUCACUUUAGUAGACAGUGUCGAGGCCCCAGGCCCUGGCGACCACCCGCGAUGGGUUGCAAUCCACCCCAGCGGACACUACCUCUACGCGCUGAUGGAAGCUGGAAACCGACUGGCCGUCUACGUGAUUGACGAGAAGCGCCACGUCCCCGUCUUCACACGCCUAAUCUAUCCAUUAAUCCCACCAGGUCUUCCCCCACGCAACAAGUAUCGCUCCGACGUAGUCUUUCCGACGCAGAGCGGCAAGUAUCUCUUCGCCACGGCGCGAUCCAAUCACAACGACGUGCACGGCUAUAUCAGCGCAUUCCGACUGGGACCCGAAGGAAACAUCGAGAAACAGCUCUUCAUCAACCCGACGUCGACGAGCGGCGGUCACUCGAACGCGGUGAGUCCGUGCGACUGGAGCGACGAGUGGCUGGCCCUGUGCGACGAUCAGGAUGGGUUUGUUGAGAUGUACCGCUUCAAGAACGAGCUGUUGGCUAGGGUGGCUAGAGUCGACAUCCCAGAAAAGGGCUUUGGCAUGAAUGUGAUUUGGUACGAUUAG